CUCAGCUUCCUUCUCUACUCCAGAAGACCGCAGGUUGUGGAAGAGGACCACGUCCGCUUAAGAGAAAGGACUUGGACGUUAGGUUGAUGUUACCCUCGCUCGAACCCCCCUCAACAUGAGGGGGUCUGACUAAUCUAGGACAUCGAAAAGUUGUGGCUAAAACGUUUGUAUCCAUUCGCCAAAGCCGCGCGGAUCGGACCUGAGCGUAAUUACGCACGCCUCGCCAUGGCGCUGAUAGUGGACAGACAUGCUCCGGCGUUGCUGUUGGUCUGGAGUUACUGCGUCCUGGCGGAUUCGGCUUUCACGAACUUUACUCUGGACAACGAGUUCCACUCAAGUUUCAUCCACCGGCGGCUGAAGAGUCAAGAGCGCAGGGAGAUGCAGCGCGAGAUCCUUUCGAUCCUCGGGCUGCCGCACCGGCCGCGACCGCACCUCCACGGGAAACACAACGCUGCUCCCAUGUUCAUGCUCGACCUGUACAACGCCAUGUCCACGGAGGGGGACGAGGACAGAUACUCGUACCCUUACAAACCCGUCUUCACCACCCAGGGACCCCCGAUAGCCAGCUUGCAAGACAACAACUUCCUGAACGAUGCGGACAUGGUCAUGAGCUUCGUCAACUUGGUUGAACACGACAAAGAAUUUCUGCCAGUGCGGAAGCAUCAUCGAGAGUUUAGGUUUGACCUUUCUCGGAUCCCUGAGGGCGAGGCUGUCACUGCUGCCGAGUUCCGUAUAUAUAAAGACUUCAUCCAUGAACGCUUUGACAAUGAGACCUUCCGCAUCAGUGUUUACCAGGUGUUGGAGGAACACUCAGACAGGGAGUCUGACCUCUUUCUCCUCGACUCACGGGUGAUCUGGGCUGCUGAGGAGGGCUGGUUGGUGUUCGACGUGACCGCUACCAGCAACCAUUGGGUCUUGAACCCAGGCAGGAAUCUCGGCUUGCAGCUCGCUCUGGAAACAGCAAACGGUGAUAGCAUCAAUCCCCGGUUGGGAGGGCUGAUUGGUCGCAAUGGGCCCCAGAAUAAGCAGCCGUUUAUGGUCGCCUUCUUUAAAGCCACGGAGGUUCAUCUGCGAAGCAUUCGUUCGGCAUCUGGGGGGAACAAACAGCGGAACUCCAACCGCUCCAAAGCUGCGAAGAGCCAGGAGGCACUGCGAGUUGCUAACGUUGCAGAGAACAGCAGCACUGAUCAGAAGCAGGCGUGCAAGAAGCACGAGCUCUACGUCAGCUUCAGAGACCUGGGAUGGCAGGACUGGAUCAUCGCCCCCGAAGGAUACGCAGCGUAUUACUGCGAGGGCGAGUGCUCCUUCCCGCUGAACUCCUACAUGAAUGCCACCAACCACGCCAUUGUGCAAACCCUCGUUCACUUCAUCAACCCGCAGCAGGUCCCCAAACCUUGCUGUGCUCCCACACAGCUCCACGCCAUCUCAGUGCUCUACUUUGACGACAGCUCCAACGUCAUUCUCAAGAAAUACCGCAACAUGGUGGUCCGGGCUUGCGGCUGCCACUAGACGAUCCUCAUCUUCACAUCCAGAAACAAACACGCACACAUUCACAUUUGUGCUUUCUACUGUGUACACAAGACAUUUAAAAGCCUUGAUUGCCCUGUUUAUCCAUGCAGUCAACAAUGUCUUGUUUAUUUCAGUAAUUGUGGUAGAUUUUUUUUUGUAGAUUUAUGAAUUAUGUCCAAUGCGGGUUCUGAUCCAAGGAACUCUGGUGUGUACAUGUUUGUGUAAAUAAUGUUUUUUUUAACACUAAACCGAGAGGUGUAUUUAUUUCUUGAAUGUCAGUAGAGUUUUCUCCUGAGCUCAGACACUUCCUGUACACAGCGUUGUCUGAACAGUUUUUCACAUGAUAGUUAUAUUUGCUGCCAAAAUUCCUAAGUGUACAGAAACGGAAAGGUCAUUUUUGUAAACAAUAUUUUCACUACAGCUGAACUAUCGGGCAGGUGACAAGGAGUCAAUGUUGGAUUUCCUGUCCUCUGCUCAAAGUCAUCAGGUUUUUUUUUUCUCUGCUGUCCUAUUUAAAAAAGGUCUAUUUAUUAAAGCUGGCUAAACUGUUCCUGGUUCGAUCCAAAAUGUUUUACUGCUGAACUGGUACAACA
Molecule: messenger RNA, 2102 nt
Organism: Synchiropus splendidus (mandarinfish)
Lineage: Eukaryota; Metazoa; Chordata; Actinopteri; Syngnathiformes; Callionymidae
Gene: bmp7b
Product: bone morphogenetic protein 7b
Exons: 7
Coding region: 226-1509 (427 amino acids)
Biological process (GO): SMAD protein signal transduction
Cellular component (GO): extracellular region
Molecular function (GO): growth factor activity; cytokine activity
Source: RefSeq, a predicted model, not a curated record